AUGAAAGACGCGUUGCUUUAUGUUAGAAAACAUUUGGGAACCACUAAGGAUGAAUGGUGCGAUGAUGCCAUGAAGUUAAUGGGCCUUAUCGCUCUCUGUGCUCAUAAUGGUGUACCUGCUUACAAAGAACUCUUGAGCGAGCAUCGAUGGCAAGCUUUAGCUGACCUGUUUCGUGAAGAAGUUUUUACAUUAUAUCAGCUUCCACGUCAGUCAACAUUUGCAAUAUGCCUUCAGUGUGGGUUGAGUGCUUACAAAACGCCGCACUGUUCUCCUGGCGGGGUUGAAAGAUGUCCAACAUGUCAACCUUGUGCAUUCGCUUUAGCUGAAGGACUUCCCUAUGCGCAUACUGUGAACUCGAGACUGAUUUGUUCCUAUUCUGGUGAAGCGUUGAAUGAGGAAAAUCACCCAAUGAUGAUGCCCGAUGGGAGAGUAUACGGAGAAAAAGCUAUUCGAGAGUUACAAGGCGUAUGGUCCGGUUUGGAUGAUCGACUCAUAAUCAGUCCAGGGUCUCUACCGUACCGUGAAACGUUGACGGAUUCCGUCAUACACUUCACUGAAAGUUUUGGUGUUCGCCUUCCAUUCGUCUCGUUACGAAGCAGCGUGAAAAGAGUAUUGAACACAGCUAGCGAUAAUCAUGACGAUGGCGUUACUGAGAAAGAUCGGGCUGAUUCCGCUUCAUAUGGAAGCUCACUACGUGUACGAGAACGUGCCCCUCACGUACAAUGGAGAGUUGGCCAGGUCAUCAAGCACAAGGUUCAUGGCUAUCGAGCGGUGAUUAUUGGCUGGGAUUUGAAAGCUCAAGCAUCCAAAGAUUUCAUCGAAAGGGUUCAUAAGGGUAAUGAGGCAUGGACGAAUAAUCCCAACUACGCUGUGUUAAUAGAUACAAGAGAUCGUUUGGUGCCACAACUCGGAUACAUUGUUCAAGAAAAUAUCGAAUUACAUCAAGGAAGGAUUAUCCAUAACUUACUGAAGAACUACAUGGAGAAAUAUGAUGAAGCGAAGCAAAAGUUUGUCAAAAAUUACUAG
Molecule: messenger RNA, 1026 nt
Organism: Haemonchus placei
Lineage: Eukaryota; Metazoa; Nematoda; Chromadorea; Rhabditida; Trichostrongylidae
Source: the annotation of a GenBank genome assembly